AUGGCCUGUGCGGCUUCCGCGGCGGCGGCUAAGCCGUCGGGUAGGACGGAGGAGCCCUGGCGGACUCCGGCACGACUAGUUCGCCGGCGGCCUGGAUCUCCUUUCCCUCCGACGGUGUUCCCUACUCCGUCACAAGGCCGUUUCGAUCCGCUCGUCGACCUGGACGUGGAGGAUGGGUGUUCGGUGGCGGAGGAGGUGGCGUGGGCUGGUCUUGAAGAUGAUCCGGAGGUGCUGCCGAUCGACAAGGAUCUAGAUCGUGAAGCGCUCUUGGAGGACUUUUGGGCGAAGAUUGGCUACCCGGCGGCGGCAACCAGGUCCUGGGGGAGGAAUGCUUCGACGGAGGCGAAGGCUGUGCCGCGGGCACGCUCGACGUCUCCCCCGCGUGCUGCUGCGAAGAUUCGUCGGGCCCUCUCUAGCUCGCCGCCGGGGAGGCGGCUUCCGCGGCAGCCGGUGCGUCUUAAAGGUUGGAAGGGACCGCUGCCACCCAAGAGGUUCACGCCGCCGGCGGUUUUCGGCGAUUUCCUCGAUGCAGCGGCCAAGGGAGCGAAGCUGACGCCCGGCGACGAUCACCGGCCGGCGAGCGAGGCGGUUUCUCCGCCUUCGUUUCAAACGGAGACGGCGGGGUCUUCGCGCCUUGGGCCGCGGCCGUGUUGGGCCAAGCUCGGCCGCGCGCUGGUGGGCCUGCAGCGUGGGGUUAGACGGGCGGGCGUGUCGGUGUGCGAUCAUGCGAUCACACGUCCGCUUUCACGCCGCAACCACGUCGCCUCCGCCUCGUACCCAUCUUCGCCGCCGCCCCUUCCACCUGAGCCUCGCCUGAUCCUCUCGCCGUCGUCCGUCCCCGUUGGGUGCGCCCCGCUUCCACGCUCUUUCGCCGACGUGGUGGCGUCGGGCGCCACAGGUCCCAUGGCCGGGCCGCCCCGCUCUGUUCCUCCGGGGACGGCGCCUGCUCCUUCGGCGCCGGCUCGUCCGCAGGCGGCGGUUGCUGCGUCGGUAGCCGGAGGGUACCAAGGCCCCCCGGGGUUCCAGGGAUGGCCGCAGGGGGCCCUUAUGCCACCGGCCCCUGCGCCACAGCCCCGGCCCCAGGUGGGGUAUCGCCCGCCGUAG
This is a messenger RNA of Lolium perenne, 1104 nucleotides long. Lineage: Eukaryota; Viridiplantae; Streptophyta; Magnoliopsida; Poales; Poaceae. The record is from RefSeq and is a predicted model, not a curated record.